Symbiodinium natans is the source of this 1146-nucleotide messenger RNA. The record is from the annotation of a GenBank genome assembly. Lineage: Eukaryota; Dinophyceae; Suessiales; Symbiodiniaceae.
AUGCGGCGGCCACCUGAGCUGGAGGACAUCUUUCGAAAUGCCGCGACUCCACUGGUCGGAGACUGGCUGUCUGCAGGUUCCUUUGCGAUGUUGGCCGAUCAGCAACUUCCAUGUCUGAAGGUAUUGGUGGUGCUGGAUUGGGUUUCGCAAAAGCUGCAUGAAUCUUUCCAGCACACCAGGGACAACUUCUAUGUGUGGAAGGAUAUCUUGAUUGCCAAAGGCUUUCAAGGUCAGACGUCGCAAGAAUGGUUCACAUCCUCCAACUACUACAGCCUCUUGAACCCGAUCAUGGACAUGCACAGGAUCUGCAGCCACUUCACGGAGUUCAUUCAGGCGGUUGUCAUGGUUCAUGGUGAAAGGUGCCUCUAUCCUGAACUACGCGAUGCCAUCGGUGCAUCAAUGCUUUGGCUUGUCAAACUGUCUCAGGAGGUCCACAAGGUCCAAUUGGCGGGCAUUUACCAUUCACGUUAUGCAUUGUAUGAGGUGUCGACUGACGUUCUGCGACACAUGCUGCCACCGGUCGAUGUGCUCCACUAUGCUGCCAAGUUUGCAGAUGCCUUCUCCGAGGUUCGGAUCAUCUUGGACCAACUGGCGGAUAAAGGCAAUGGGGCACGGGUGGUUUCGCUACCAGCUGCAGGACCAUCUCGGACAGAGGACGAUGGUGGCGCCUUCUCAGACAUGACCUUUAUCGCCGACAGGGAGAAGAACGAACGAAGUGACGAAGUGAGUUCCAAUGUAUACUCGCACACUGGAACCGUUGACCGCAGGUAUUGCUGCCAUGCAUUUGAUGGGUCGCCUCGAGCGGCAUACUACACCAGUGGCUUGGUCCAAACCCAAAGGCUGGACGAACCCUUCGAUCUCGGAAGGCGCUUCGACUGGCUGAUUUGCCUGGAGGUCAUGGAGCACAUUCCGGCCUCGCACGAGGCAGUAGCACUUGCCAAUCUACGACGCCACGCUACCAAAGGGCUUAUCUUGUCGUGGUCUCAGGAGGGAGGAGCCAACCAUGUCAACGCAAGGAAUUGGGCUAGUUCCCGAGAAGUCGUCGAGGCUGCUGGCUUCAAGUUGGAUGCUGACUCGACUCGAACUUUGCGAACGCAGGUGGCCUGGCUCCAUGGAUCUGUCAAUGUCUUCAAUGUUGCAGAGUGA